AUGUCAUAAAAGUAAAGGCCAAAGUAGUUGGACCCCAUCAAACGGGUGAAGGAAACAGGCCCGUUCGACUCGGGAAGCCCCUUGUCCUUCAUAAACUCGAUGUGGUAACAGCAACCAUCAGAAGCCAAAAGGAAGCAGCAGAAGAAAGUUACUUAAAUUUAAAAAAAGCUGGAAUACGAUAUCCAGGAGGCUCUAAAACAAACCGAUUACGAUGAAAGAAACAUCCUGCACAGAGCGUGUCUUGAUUAGCAAAUCAAACAGAUCAAAGACAUAAUUGAAGAUUUGGUCGCUAAGAAGGACGAUGUCGCUCUCCAGGAAUGCCUAGUAAAGUAAGACAAAUUUCACUGCUAACCCUUGUUGUUGUGUUGCAUUAAGCCGAAAACCUUGGAAUCCGAUUAGAUUAGAAUGUUGUGCAUUCAAUUUUUAUUGAACCCUUGCAAAGAGAAACCACAUAUCAAGGCAGAUGUGAAUUGCUUCAAUCCAAGAACAUUGUGGACUUGCUUGCAUUGGGCAGCAUACUAUGGUGACAAGGAUAGUGUGGAAGUCCUACUCGAAAAUAACAUCCAUGUUUUCUUGCCAGAUUACAAGGGACAAUACGCAGUGGAUUUGGCAGGUAAGAAUAAGUACGAGGAGGUGGUGACUCUAAUCAUAAUGCGGAGUAUUGAAAUAUUGGAUUAUCUGAAAUAUGGAAGUUAAUAAAAGUACAAGGCUUACAUUGAGAGUCUCACUCCAGACCUUCUGAAACACUUGAAUAACCCAUUGUUUUUAUGCAAAUUGAUAUAUUGGUCAGCCUUGUAUGAGGUGGACAGCAAGAACUCAACCUUAUUGUAAUUCAAAAGAGCCUAUUCCUUUUUCCCAUUGUAAAUUAAGUCUUUGAAAAUGAAGACUGCCUUGCAUGCAGCAUGUUAGAGUCACAAAGGCAAUGAAGAUUUUUUGAAUGAAGCAUUCCGUGUUUUUGAGGAGACCAUGUUUGGAUUCAGCAAUGACGAUUUGACUAAGAUCAUUCCUCAGAAGAAGCCAACACUUCAAAUGAACAGUGUAUUUGUGUUUUCUGAGGAGGAUCUUAAGAAAUACAGGGACGAUUUUCAGAAGGAAGUCUUGCUAUUGGCAGAGUGGGAGAAGGAAGUGUUGAAUAAACUGAAGAUAAUCAAGAAUUACACUUAAUAAAAGUAGAGGUAGAAAUACUAUAACGAUUUUUAUGCGAUCUAUGUGAAUCAGUAAGAUGCUUACGGUAAUUCACCUUUGCAUGUUGCAUCCAUAAAGGCAUUUCAAAAAGGAAUCAACAUUUUGAUGGAGAAAUAGGCUAAUAUGGAAUUGGAGAACAAUGAAGUAUUUAAAGCAAGGGAAUUGACACAAGAUGAGAAUGUUCUGGUGUUGUACAAAGAUAAAUUGCAGAGCAUCACAAGUGAAGCCAUAUUAAAUGAACUGAAUCAAACAAUAAUCCAGUAGUUGAUGGGCAUAUUUAAGAAGGAUGCUUACGAUGAUCAAUUGCGUUUGCGAAAUGCUUUGGCUCCUUUGUCCAAGAACGGGGAUUCUCAUUACUAUAAAUUGAUCACAGAACUUAACUCAUACUCGUAGAAUCUGUUUGUGCCAGAUUUUAUUAUUCGUGCGAGUAUCAAAGCAGAGAAUCUGAAUUCAGACACUUUGGAGACAGCCCCAGCCUUCUUUGACUUGAAGGAUUAGGACUGUGCUGAGUUGAUAAGAUUGAACUUUUACAUAUCGUUGUUGUUGAAUGCGAAUUUCGAAGUGUAUCUAAUGAAAUCGCAAUUCCAACAGGGAUUCUAUUACAUAAUGUUGCAGCACAACGAGAAGAACUUGGAGGAUCAAGCUGACUUGAUGAAUCUAUAGAUGAAGUUGAUGGAUUCUUACGAUUUGGAAGAGUUUGAGAAGGUGUUCUAGAAUCUAUAUGAACCCUUCCGAUCGAGACAGAAACAGCAAAUCAUAGAGAAGCAUUUGACUCAAAUUAAAGACUUGAAUGAGUAGAUCAAUUCUGGGAUCAUAGAGGCAUACUAUAGAAUGCAUAAGACAGGAGGUAUCAAUAAGAUAAAGGAGAGAUGGUUGGUGAACAACAAGUGGUAUCUCCCAACUCCAAUAAAUCAGAUAUCUGAGUAUUUGAUGGAGGGUGAGAAUCAGAAUUUCAGUUCGAUUACAAUAUUGAGAUUGUAUUUCGGUGAGAAGAUCUCCUUUUACUUCGCCUGGAAAUCCUACAUUACUUGUGCGUUGAUGGUGUUGGCAAUUCCUGGAGCAGCAAUCCAAAUAUACAUUUUGGUCACAGGUGAUUACUUCCCAUCGAUACUUCCAUUUUGGGUUUGUUAUGUUUGUUUAUGGUCAACAUUGCAGGUCGAAUUUUGGAAGCGGAAAACCUCAGAAAUCACGACAAGAUGGGGAUGCUUGGAUUUGUUAGAUUCCAAAGACAAGGGUGAAGUGCGUAGAGGAUUCCAAGGUUACGAGGAAAUCUAUCAAGUGACUGGAGAGUUGACUAAGCAUCAAAAGAAAACUGAGACAUUUCUCAAGGUGGUUUUGUCAGUGUUGGUGGUGUUGAUCUUUUUGACACUCUGUGUGUUGAUAUUCGUUGGAGUGAACCUCAUGGUCAAGAGAUUUGAAGGGUAAAUAAUUAUAACCACUGGACUCAAUAUCAUUUAGGGAGUCGGAAUAUUCAUCCUCAAUUUGGUGUACAAUCACAUAGUCAUGUUUUUUGCCCAAUAUGAAAAUCACAAGUAUCAGGAAGACUACGAGUAAUCCAUCAUCUACAAGAACUCAGCAUUCACCUUGUUGAAUUCCUAUCUCUGUAUUUUCUAUGCUGCCUUUGUGAACAACAAAAGUUUUCUGGAUCUGUUUAUCUAAUUAGUACCGGUCUUAAUUACGAAGCAAGUGUAAUUCGCAGCCCUUAAGGUGUUACUGCCUAGAGUACAGUACGAUUACUAUGAGAAGUAAUACUUCAAAUAGCAAUAACUGAAUAUACAGAGACAAGGGCAAUUGAAUAGAAACAAGGAGGGGUUUAAGGACAAGGUGGAGACGCUGUAUGAAGCAAUCUUCAAAGAGAAGAAGUACACGAUAGAGACUUGUAAAAGGGCAGUGUUGAAAAUCCAUGAGAAGGGGAAGCCACCCACAUUGGAGAUGAAUUUGGAUGCAGAUCAAGUGGAGUUGAAUAAUUUAAAGUUGAAUUACGAAGGAACUCUGGGGUAUUUCAUGGAGGGAAUCAUUGAUUUGGGUUAUAUCACAUUGUUUGCCGCAGCCUUCCCAAUUGGGCCAGCGAUUGCAGUGGUGGCUAAUGUGGCUGAGAUCAGGACCAAAUUGAUAUCGUUUCUGGAAGUCUACAAAAGACCUGAGUGUUAGAGAUGUGCUGGUAUUGGAGAUUGGUUGAACAUUAUGUAAUGGAUGGGAAUGGGUUGUGUAUUCUCGAAUUUUGCUUUGUUGUACGUGAAAUAUAAGGUAGAGACAGUUGGAGUGAUCUACGGGUACAAUGGGUCGGAUCAGGAUAUUACUAUUUGGUUGUUCUUCUUGACUAUUGCGAUCAUACUGAUCAUCAAGUUAGCAUUUCAGUGGUUGAUUCCAGAUAAACCGUAAUGGGUGUUGAAUGAAUUGCAGAACAUCUAGGAGAAACAACAUGUGAAUACUGGGCAGAGAGAGGCAUUGAAGAAAACAAAGGUGGAGAUCCAGAAGAAGCAGGAUAGGUUGAAUUAGAGAAAGAAAGAGUAUCUAGAGGCCAAGUAGAAUUGCACUUAGAAGAUGUAGGCUAAAAUCAGCACAAAAAUAGAGAAGGAAACCAAGAUCGAGAGAUUUCAAAAAUAGGAGGAAUCAGAAAAGUUGUUGGCCAAAUAGGGAGUCAUUCAGAAGGUAACGGAAAUAGAGAUUAAACCGGAAAUGGUCACUCAGAUAAGAAUAGGGUUGUUGAGGCAGAAGUUCAUUGAGAUCCAACAUUUCCUGCUUUAAUAGAGAAUCAGACAGAUAGAUCAAGCCAGGACCAGAAACAUUUUCCUUUGUUAGGAAUGCUCAUUAGUGGAGGCAGUGUUUGAUUGUGAGGAUUGCGAUGAAAGUCAAUGUUAAGAAUGUUUUCGUAAAGUGCAUACGAAAAUGAAGAACAUCACCACUCAUGAGGUGAUGUUGUUGAAAUCUGCAAAAUAUUAUGACCAUGAAUUGUUGAGUCGAUUGCAAGUGAAGCGAAAGGUCAAAGUGGACAACAAGAGUAACUUACAAGUGAAGUUAAACCAAUAAUAACAGUAGGAGGGGGAAUUUAAACCGAAGAGAUGGCAGAAAUUACAAAACUUCUGUUUUCCAACCACUACUUCUUCCUUGGCCUACAAUUCAUUACCCACUAUAUUCAACUAUUUGAAGCGUGAGUAUUUGGACAAUUUGAAUUUGGACAGAAUAGAAUUAAAUAGUUUUUAUAGAUUCAGGAGAGAAUAGGAGAAAUUCAUCAUGUACGAAAGUGAGAAUAUCAAUAAGAUCUUGGAGAUGGAGGAGUUAAAUUUAGAAGAGAAGUUGUGGUUGAAUAGAAUUGGGUUUCUAUGUUUUAAGAAGAAUGCCAAAUUAGAAUACUUCUGUGAAUUGGUUAGGAAAUUGCAGAAUAGCAAUAUAGAGAGUAAGUUAAAAUUGGUGUUGGAUCUGGCAGAUGUGGACAACGAUGAGUUAAUUACAAAGCAUGAAAUCGAAGCUAUUUUUGUGCCCUCCAUUGUCCAAGAUUGUGAAGGGAAAUUCUCACUUUAAUCUACCAUUGAAAACAUAUUCAACAAACCAUUGAGUAAACAAAAGGCGAUGGAAGUUCUAUUGAAUUAGAUUAAUUCAGAUGAAUAAUUUAAGGAGUUCUUCCAACAACUAACUCAAUGCGAAUGA
This is a messenger RNA of Paramecium tetraurelia, 4833 nucleotides long. RefSeq lists its product as uncharacterized. The record is from RefSeq and is a predicted model, not a curated record. Gene Ontology annotation, molecular function: zinc ion binding; chloride channel activity; protein binding. The transcript is spliced from 4 exons. Gene Ontology annotation, biological process: chloride transmembrane transport. NCBI's taxonomy places the organism in Eukaryota, Ciliophora, Oligohymenophorea, Peniculida, Parameciidae.